This is a messenger RNA of Symbiodinium necroappetens, 449 nucleotides long. The record is from the annotation of a GenBank genome assembly. Lineage: Eukaryota; Dinophyceae; Suessiales; Symbiodiniaceae.
GACGGGCCAAGCUUGGCGAGUCUCAUGCAGACACGUUGGCGAACAUCUUCGACCUGGCCACCUUGCUGGUGAAGAAGGAGGAAUGGGAGGAGGCAGAAGAGCUCUUCCGCGAAGAGCUCGAGAAGUGUCGGUCCGCCAACGGCAGCGAGCAUGAGGAAACCCUGAGCUCCGAGGAGAAGUUCGCCGAGUUCUUGAAGGAGCGGGGGCGUUUGGCGGAGGCAGAGAAGAUGCAGCGGAGAGUGUUGGAGUCGAGACGGGCCAAGCUUGGCAACUCCCACCCGAACACGAUGAGGAGCAUGUACGAGCUGGGCGCCCUGUUGGCAGACAAAGAGGACUGGGAGGAGGCAGAGCAGCUCUUCCGCGAAGAGCUGGAGAAAUGUAAGAGCGUCUACGGCGCCGAACAUGAGGAAACGAUCGACUCCACCGAGAGGUUCGCUGAAUUCCUGAAG